Messenger RNA from Lolium rigidum, 1402 nucleotides. RefSeq names its product heat stress transcription factor A-2b-like. Gene Ontology annotation, cellular component: nucleus. Gene Ontology annotation, biological process: regulation of transcription by RNA polymerase II. The record is from RefSeq and is a predicted model, not a curated record. The coding region runs from base 1 to 1206 and encodes 401 amino acids. Gene Ontology annotation, molecular function: DNA-binding transcription factor activity; RNA polymerase II cis-regulatory region sequence-specific DNA binding. The transcript has 2 exons. Lineage: Eukaryota; Viridiplantae; Streptophyta; Magnoliopsida; Poales; Poaceae.
AUGGACCCAAUGCUGAGUCUGGUGAAGGAGGAGAUGAGCCACGCGGGAGGCGAUUCACCCGCGGAUGCGCCGGCGGCGGAAGCGGAAGCGCUGCCCAAGCCCAUGGAGGGGCUGCACGACGCCGGGCCGCCGCCGUUCCUCACCAAGACCUACGACAUGGUCGACGACCGCGCCACCGACGGCGUCGUGUCCUGGAGCGCCGGCAACAACAGCUUCGUCGUCUGGGACCCCCACGCCUUCGCCUCCGUGCUCCUGCCCAGGCACUUCAAGCACGGCAACUUCUCCAGCUUCGUCAGGCAGCUCAACACCUAUGGUUUCAGAAAAGUGGAUCCUGACCGAUGGGAAUUUGCUAACGAGGGUUUUCUACGGGGACAGAGGCACCUUCUGAAGAACAUUAGGCGUCGAAAACCUACUGCUCAUACUGCUUCAAAUCAGCAGUCUCGUGGAUCAUACCUUGAGGUUGGGCACUUUGGAUAUGAUGGGGAGAUCGACCGGCUGAAGAGGGACAAGCAACUGUUGAUGGCAGAAGUGGUGAAGCUUAGGCAGGAACAGCAGAGCACGAAGGCGCGUCUGAAAGCCAUGGAGGAUAGGCUACAUGGGACCGAGCAGAAGCAGCAGCAGAUGACGGCUUUCUUGGCACGUGUCUUGCGGAACCCUGAAUUCUUAAAGCAACUGGCUUCCCAGAACAGGAUGAGGAAGGAGCUUCACGAUGCCAUCUCGAAGAAAAGGAGGCGUCGCAUCGACCAGGGACCUGAAGCUGAUGACAUGGCCAGUAGCAGCUUGGAGCAAGAGACACCUAUUCUGUUUGAUCCCCAUGAGUCAGUGGAACAUCUUGCUGAGGGGUCAGUGGAACUCCUCUCUGCCGGUAUCCCAUCUGACCUGGAAGGUUCAGUUGAACUCCUUGUCGAUGGAAUCCCGCCUGACCUGGGAGGUUCAGUGGAACUCCUUGUUGAUGGGAUGACAUCUGAUCUCAACGGCUCAGGUAUCGAUGCUAAUGGUGUAACAGAGCCACAUGGUUUUGAUCUCGGUGCCCAUGAAGUGCAGCAGAACGGAGCCCAGGGGUUGCCUAACACUAAUUUUUGGGAGGAGCUGCUGAACCAAGGACUCAGCGAUGAGAAUGACAACCUGGUUGACGUGGGCGAUAUGGAUGUGCUGGCCAAGAAGAUGGAUUAUCUCAUCUCAAAUAGCCCGACUCACACAACUUAGUUCUAUUUCGUUAUAUUAAAUCGCUGCUACUUUCUUCAUGUUCCAUGCAUCUCACCCUGCAGUGUCUCCUCAAGGAAUUCUGCCAUGUCGAGAGUGAUUCUCCACCGUGUCUUCUGUGAAACUGUCAGUGUCAUCCAUCGCUGGAGAGGGACUGUGAGUUGUUUGUUUUAGCUGAUUGACCGUAUUGAUCUGGUUU